UGCCCGUGCCGGUGCCCUCCCGACGUGCCCGUUUUUUCUGCAUCCCGGGGGUGGCUCGGGGGUGGCACGGGGAUCCCCCCCGAAGUGGGGUGUCACCCCAGCCGUGCCCGCGGGUGUAGCCGGGGCCAGCCCGGGCUGUGCCCCCCACGCCCGGCCCCCGCGGGGCUGGCCGCCGGUGCCAGCCGGGCUGCCCAGCCCCGGUAUCGGAUCCUCCCGGAGGGAGGGGGCUUGCAGCUUAUUUAACGGGCCCCGCCGGGCCGGGCGGGCGCACUCGGAGCACGGGGAGCUCAGCCGCAGCCAUGGGAUCGCAGCUGGAAGGGGCCAUGGAGACCCUGAUCAAUGUGUUCCACCACUACUCGGGCAAGGAGGGGGACAAGUACAAGCUGAGCAAGAAGGAGCUCAAGGAGCUGCUGCAGAGCGAGCUGGGAUGUUUCCUGGAGACCCAAAAGGACGCGGGGGCCGUGGAGAAGAUCAUGCAGGACCUGGAUGAGAACGGCGACGGGGAGGUGGAUUUCCAGGAAUUCGUGGUCCUGGUGGCCGCCCUGACCGUGGCCUGCAACAACUUCUUCUGGGAGAACGCCUGACCCCCCUCCUGCCGCAGCAGGACGUGGGCUCCCAAAAUCCAGAGCCCCCCGCCACCCCCCGGCUCACCCCCUCAGCAUUCCCAGGGGAUCCCGCUGGGAUCCAGCUGCACAAUAAAGGCACGAGCCUGCCCGA
Messenger RNA from Taeniopygia guttata (zebra finch), 717 nucleotides. RefSeq names its product S100 calcium binding protein A1 (gene S100A1). The record is from RefSeq and is a predicted model, not a curated record. Gene Ontology annotation, biological process: regulation of heart contraction. Gene Ontology annotation, molecular function: calcium-dependent protein binding; calcium ion binding; S100 protein binding. Gene Ontology annotation, cellular component: sarcoplasmic reticulum; cytoplasm. NCBI's taxonomy places the organism in Eukaryota, Metazoa, Chordata, Aves, Passeriformes, Estrildidae.